This is a messenger RNA of Doryrhamphus excisus (bluestripe pipefish), 3700 nucleotides long. The record is from RefSeq and is a predicted model, not a curated record. NCBI's taxonomy places the organism in Eukaryota, Metazoa, Chordata, Actinopteri, Syngnathiformes, Syngnathidae.
AAUCACAGGGCACAUAUAGACAAACAACCAUUCACACUCACAUUCAUACCUAUGUACAAUUUGGAGUCGCUAAUUAACCUAGCAUGUUUUUGGAAUGUGGGAGGAAACCGGAGUACCCGGAGAAAACCCACGCAUGCACGGGGAGAACAUGCAAACUCCACACAGAGAUGGCCGAAGGUGGAAUUGAACCCUGGUCUCCUAGCUGUGAGGUCUGCACGCUAACCACUAGACCGCCGUGCCGCCCAAUAAUAAAUACUCAAAUAAUAAUUCAUUCAUUCAUUUUCUACCGCUUUUCCUCACGAGGGUCGCAGGGGUUGCUGGAGCCUAUCCCAACUGUCUUCGGGCGUGAGGCGGGGUACACCCUGGACUGGUCGCCAGCCAAUCACAGGGCACAUAUAGACAAACAACCAUUCACACUCACAUUCAUACCUAUGUACAAUUUGGAGUCGCCAAUUAACCUAGCAUGUUUUUGGAAUGUGGGAGGAAACCGGAGUACCCGGAGAAAACCCACGCAUGCACGGGGAGAACAUGCAAACUCCACACAGAGACAGCCGAGGGUGAAGGGUGGAAUUGAACCCUGGUCUACAAAUAAUAAUUUUUACCCCAAAAUAUUGGCAGUACAUUUCAGUGUAGUCGUUACUCAGACAACAUUAUUACUACACUAAUACUUUUUUGAGCAUUACUGUCUUGGUACUUUACUAUUUAUUUUCCAGAAUAAAUCACAAGUCCACUGGUGUUUUAUGUAACAAGAUCAUCUUAUCAAAACCAACUGACAGCAUGUAAGGAUACUAUGCACACAUCCCCCCAAUGCUUUGAACGUGUCAUACAUGCUCAUACAAAUAUUGUGACACAAGACUGACAUGAAGCAGGAAGUGUUCAGACGCAGGCGGGCAGCGCUGAUUGCGCAUACCGCUCUACUUCUUUUGUUCGUCUUCCUGAAAACCGCCGAACCGACUUAGUCUAUGCAACCUACAGAUGGACUCAGUCUUAUUAAGAUAGCAUGGCUUCCAGACUCAGACCAAACCCCGAGCGAACAUUCAUUGUAUUCUUUGAGGCAACUUGUCCCGUAGCCAGAGACAAAGAUCCAGACAUAUGUUUCCAGUUUCCAGAUGACUUCAGAGAUGAGGACUGUUUAUCCAGGUUUUGCUUCCCUUACGACAUACAAAGGGUGAGAGAGAGUGGCUGUGCAGCACUUUACGUUUGUUCUCACAGACCUUGACGGAUGCCAACGCUUUGGCUUCUGUCGUCUUAACAACAGAGCUCAGACGUGCCUCUGUAUGCUCAGUUACCUUCCAUGGUUUGAAGUGUUCUAUAAGCUUCUCAACAACCUUGCUGACUACAUCACAAAGGGGCAGACCAGUGAGAUGAAAGUGAUGCUCAGUGGCCUCUACAAGCAGUCCAUACCACUGGCGGCUGGAUCGAUCACACUGCAGAUGGGAGAGCAGGUAUUGGUCAGCACAGAUGUGCCCCAUCCUGAGGUCCGAGAGGUGGUUCCAUACUUCAUUGCUCCAGACCCCAGAGGUCUUCCUUCCAUUCCUGAGAAUAGGAACUUGACAGAGCUGAUAGUGGCGGUAGACGUGGCGAUCCUUCUGCAGCUCUACGCCAGCAUGCUCUUUGAGAGACGCAUCCUCAUUUUAGCUUGCAAACUCAGCACCUUGACAUCGUGCGUGCAUGCACUUGGGGCUUUGUUGUACCCCAUGCAAUGGCAGCACAUUUUCAUCCCAGUCCUUCCACCUCACCUACUGGACUACUGUUGUGCGCCUAUGCCAUACCUUAUAGGCGUCCACAGUAGUCUAUCUGAGAAGGUGAGGAGUCGUGGGUUGGAAGAAGUAGUCAUUUUGAAUGUGGACACAAACACAUUGGAAAGCCCCUUCAAUGACUUGAAGAAGAUACCUUCAGAUGUGACGUCUGGACUCAAGCUGUGUUUGAAACGUCAGGCGGUGUCUCCUGGUUGCGGGGUCUCACGGGCCUUCCUCAAGUCCCAGUCGCUGUUGUUUGGAGGAUACAGAGAUGCACUGCAGACUCUGGAGGGAGGUGAGAUCUGCUUCAAUAAAGAGUUGUUCCUAGCUCACAAGUCGCCCAGUAUGAAGCGGUUUCUGCAGAGUGCCAUUCAUUUACAGUUUUUCAAGCAGUUCAUUGAUGGGCGUGUGGAUAUCCUGAACACAGGAAAAGUCCCACAGGACCUCUUUGAAGAGGAGAUCCUAAAGUGUGGAGCAACAGGGAAGAGUAAAUCUUAUCAAGAGUUAGUUGGUAGCCUAAAAAAAGGGGGAGGAGCGCUGAUCCUCAACUUUAGGUCCAAAACAAAUAAUAGAAUGACAAAGGACAUCAGACGUUCUGGUUUGAAAAAACGGUUGAAGCAUAAGGCUGACAAUGAGACACACACUCUUCAUAGAGGUGGAUCUGUGUCGUACCACUGUGCUCAAUCGGACUGCCUGCAGAAUCGCCUGCCAAUAACACAACACUUUGGAAUGUCACGCCCUCGUCGACCUGUUAAAUACGGCAUCACCCAAGACGAGAGCAGCUCAGUGGUUGGUGACACUUUGACCAGGGCGACAUCUGGGCCAGUACAGCAGUGUGACUCAGAGCUUCAAAAGAAUGAAGACGAGGAGGAAGAGUCACUGACGUGUGAUCCAGAGGAGAUGGAUCUGUUAGGAGAGAUCUUUGACACGCUCAGCACCCGCAGCUUGCAUGGCCGUGGCGUGCUGUACGGCACACGCAGCCUGGAUCUGUUUGGACCAGACAGUCAUGACUAUAUUACAAAGUUUGGUUCAGCCAACCAAAGCGAGGAGAACCUCUCUCUGUCCAUAAGUGGCAGUGGAAGCCUACAUAACUGGAAUCCUGAAUCCACAGAGGAUGCGGCACCUCCGACGGACGACUUUUACUGGUUGAGCCUUGACACAAACACAACAUCGAAGGAGGAGUCAGCAUUUGAAAGAGAAGUACAAGAUGAGGAGCGAAGAAAAGAAGAGGAAAUGAAGGACGCCAUAAAUGAGAACCACGGAGGAGAAGCGCAUGGGAGCUCAAUUGAGGUAGAAAAAAAGGAGGAAGCUCCGGAAAGGAGAGUGACUUUUGGACAUGGUUCUCUGGAGGAAAUAGCUGCACAGAACAAGAGUGAUGAGUCAAAAAAGACGCACAAUGUUAGAAACAAGACAGGAAAACAACAGGGCGGGGAAAAAACAGCCAGAAUGCAGGAUGAUGCAGCAGAAGAGGUCAAUCUGGAGGAUGAAACUAAAGAGGUGGGCUUCCAGUCUCAAACUCCCUCCGACGGCUUCUUGGAGAAAAAGAGGACUGAAGGGUUGGUCAGGAUGGAUGUGCCGUGCAAGAGCAGCGAGAAUGUUCAGUCAUGUGACCCCAAAACUGAAUCGGACACGAUCAGCUGCAAGGACGGAGGCCCGACUCCUGUCAAGGUGUCAGAACUCAAAAAGAGAUUUGAAGCUCAAUGGAGCAGCCACACUGGCUGACUGGAAGAAACCAUUUACAACUUACAAAACAAAAACUGACAAAUAAGGCAGCAGCGGUGUGCACAUCAUUCUCUAUUUAUGUACACAUUUAUUUUUUGUGCGUUUCAUUUUUUUCUACAAAAGGUGAACAAAGUGCAUUCUAGUUAUUGUCUAUCGAUAUCCUUCAUGACUGUGUGCAGUGUAAAACAUGUUUUCUUUUUUAAUAGCGAUUACAUAGUGUGCAAUAAAAAAAAUAAAAA